CAUCCAAGCAGGGCGUCGUCCUCUCCAGAGGGCCUGGCUCUUCCUCCUCCUCUUCUUUACGCCGUACUAUCCUUGCGAGUGAGCGAGCGGCAUCAGGAAGAGCAGCCUCAGCGGCGGCAGCUUCUCCUCCUCCUGCCCUGGAGCCCAAGGAGAGUCCCAGCCAAGCCCGGCCGGGUGGGAGGAGCAUCCCAGGAAGCGGCCGCCCGACAUGGCUCUCCCGGAGCGGGCCCGCUCUCCGCCGCCAACUGCCGGGGCCGCUUCCCUGAGGCCCAGCAGCGGAAACUGAAGCGGGAGGGAGGCCCGCCUCUCCCUGCAGCCAUACCCCCUCCCCACACGCACACGCACACAACAAACACCCCCUUCUCCCUCUUCUUCUCCCGCUCCCUCCCCUCCUCCCUCCCUCCAUGAUGGACAGGAGCUACCCCCCGGCCCCCUCCUUCACCGACCCGCUGGCUUCGGCCGCCGCCGCCUCCUCCGCCAGCUCGCAACCCAGCCCUCCCGCCGCCUGGGCCUACGAGAGGGCCGCCGCCGGCAGCACCAGCAGCCUCAAGCCCAGUUUAAGCUAUGGAGGAGGACUUCCAACACACUCAGAAGCAGAUCUUCUUCACAGACAAACAUAUGCCGCUUCUCAUCAGCUACCUGCAUACGCUACUACGCCCCUCCCUUCAGGUCUUCCUGGCAUGUUUGAUAACACUAUGCACAGCAGCAGUACCAGCACUAAGGAAACUUCAGUUAUGAAUUUUCUUUCUGCAAUUGAAUCCCGCAAUGCUCAGGCUGUUUCUUCAGGAACCACUCUGUUACCGCAGUUUCGAGCUCCAACUUGGCAGCCAGGUAUACAUACAUCAACUGAACUUUUUGUUACUGGAGCCUUGCCAGCCUCUGGAACCUUUCCACCAACUUCAGCUUAUCAACAUCCCAAUGCGUUUAGCAGUAGAAACUUUGCUACGACUCCUUCUCUGACACUUCAGGAUGCAACUUUCAGUGCAACAUCCAAUGGGCUUUUAACUGUGCAUGACCCUUUGUUGCAGAUCAAGACAUCCCAAGGCACCGUUCCUGCUGCGUUAACUUUUGAGCGCCUGGGCACUUCUGUGUUAAGUACCAGCCUCCCACCACAGUCUUCAACAUAUCGCUCUGCUCAGGAAUCUGCACCUCAUCUGUUGCAGCCACAGUUCAGUUUGUUGCCUUCGUCUCUUGGAGGAGCUCAGCCAGCUCCACAGGUAUAUAGCUCAGCUCUGUAUCCCAGUUCUCCUGCCUCUAUUGAAAGAGCACUACAGCGAGAAUGUAGUGUCAUUAAACACCAUCAGCGGCCUUCAAGCACACAGUCUGUCCAGGCACAACUGACUGGUUCACAGCAUUCCUUACACACUUUUUUAUCAAGUGCAAGUGGAAGUGAUUUUCAGGAUACAUCUCGGCAGUCGCCUCUGUCUUGUAGCCCAGUUGGCGAUGCUAUUCAGGUGAGCAAUCCUGGACCACAGCCGAAGACCUCUCAAGUUUCAGUGGAGCUAGCUCAGUCAUACACAUCAGCAAUUCCAUCACCUGGUUUCUCAUCUGUUUCUACUGCAAAAGCCAAGCAGUGUUCUACAAAGCAGCCACCCAGGUCAACAAAGACCCCUCGGCCACAAAGCGUAGCCCCUGCUGUGCAGACACAAAGCUAUUCCAAAACUGCACAGAACCAGAACUCUGUAAUAGCAGGUCAAGCACAAAUCUACUCUACAGCACAGCUUCCAAGUCUAUUGUCGGUUAGCCAGUCACAAAAUUACGUUUCAACCCAGUCACAGAAUGUGCCACCUGUCAGUAAUGCACAGGCAUUCCCAGCUAUCAAGCUGGAGAAACUGCCACCUUUAUACAAAACCCUUGCUUUUGCUGGGCAGUCACAAGCUAUUACUUCUGAUAGCCGGACACUGAGUUAUUCUUCUGAGCAACAGGUAUUAAGUUCAGCUUCAAAUGACAACUAUUCUGCACAGACAAGGGAUCUUUCAGACAACCAAUCUCAGAAUUAUUCUAGCCAUUCUCAGGAUAUGUCAGCAGUUAGCCAAUCACAGGCUAUCUAUUCAUCUCAAUCCCAGGUUUUGUCAGUAGUUAGUCCUUCAGAAACGUAUACAACAGGGCAGUCUCUAACAUUAACAUCACCAUCGCUCCCAUUUUCUUCCUCUUCUCAUGUUCAGAACUUGUCAGCACCUAGUCCUCCCCAGGCCUAUCUUUCGCUACAUUCUCAGGCACAAGAAUCAUCCUCUCCACAGUCCCAAAAGUUUUUACCAGUUGUGCAGUCAACUUUUGUAAUGCCAGCUCAUUCACAAGCAUUGCAGAACAGAUCUUCCUCAGACACAAAAUCGUAUAUUAAAAGGAAAUCUGACCCUAACUUGUAUCAGACGUCUAAGCAAGACGAUCAGUUCCCAAUGCAAGAUUUGCAGGCAUUACAACAGCAGACAUCUCUUGAUUCCUCCCCUCAAAGGCUAGCCAAUAAUGAAGUUAACACUCAGGAUAUAACUUUCAAAGUUUCCAAAGUGGACACUCGAUAUUCUCAGAGUGUGAUCAGAAGUAAUUCCCGCCUUGAAGAUCAAGUUGUUGGGCUUACUCUUCAGGGUUCAAAAAAGGAAGAAAGGAUGGCUAGCUCUGUUGCCCAGCUUACCCAGCAAGUUGACCAUAUCACUAAUGUAGUAAGCCAUGAUAUUAAAAAGGCAGCUAAUUUAUUACCAGCCAUCCAAGUAAAUAUGGAUGGCAAGGAAUUAAGCCAGCAGCAAGCUAUUCUGCAUAAAGUACAUGAAGUUAAAUCCUCUGAGCACCAGGACCAUGUCAUUAGUACACCAGCACAGAUAAACACUCAAGCCAUAAGGCAUAGCCAUCCACUGUGCUUGCCCAGUGCGCAGGUACUUUUAGAAUCCGGCUGUGAUUUACAGAUGCUCCAGCAGUCAUUACUGCAGUCUAGUUUAGGACACACAAAAGUUUCUCCGCAAAUGCAUCGUAUUCAGAGUUCUCCACAGAUGACCCACCAGUUUCUUCAGGUGGAUGGUCAUUUGAUUCAGAGUAAUGGAGGGCAUUCUCAGCAGCAGCUUCAUCCUCAAAGUUCUGAUGUUAUGAAAAUGGACAUUUCUGAGCCAUCAAAGUCAAUGCAACACCAUUUGACAUCAAAAGAAAUUUUUGUGCAGCCAAAUAAUGAAUCUAACAACCAGUUUGUUACCCUUAGUUCUGUAUGUUUUCCAGAGUCUAUGCUCCUCAAUGAUGAGAGGAAUAUACUAUCUAAUGUAGAUGAUAUCUUGGCAGCAACAGCUGCUGCUUGUGGUGUAACUUCCUCUGAAUUUGCCAAAUCAACAUCCAGUGAAAAAGAAAUGCAGUCAAUUGAAAACGGAGAUAAUUCUAAGGCUCAGUUCCAGGCAAUAGAUGUCAGACAUGUGACUCCGAGCUUCAGUUCUUCAGCAGCAGUAUUUGGAAAGUCACUGAGCACAAACAAUAUUUCUUUGAAUGGAGGUCAGAUUACGCUAAACUUGACAGCAGUGCCUACCGUGCCAAAAAACAGAAGUGUAGAUGAACAUCAUAUUGAGACUCUAGAUCAAGGCCUUUCUACUAGAGCUGCCACAUCAGAGUUUGAACAAAUGCAGGAACAGACUUCUGGCCUAGUUAAACAGCAGUCUAGCACAAAUCAUAACUCUGAAGGUAAAGAUGAUAUUCAUGUGGAUGGUGCCCUGCAUGUUUCAAGUGGUAAAGCUUUAAAUGAAGAGUCUACAAAAUUGAUCAGGGAUUGUAGCAUGGAGGGUGACAACACUGUGACAGGAAACAAUGUUAAUGUUCCAUUACAUUCACUAUCUAUGCAACAUCCAGGAAAUGAAAACAGCAAAGCUGAAGACAAAAUCCAAGAGUUAACACAAGAGGACCUUCACAAGCAGAAGGAGAGGGGACAAAAUCAAAUUAAAAAAGAAGAUGAGAAGCAGCCUAAGCGAACUGGACAAUGUAAGCGCCAGAAUUCAAGAGGGAGUGAUGUCAGCUUACCAUAUUCUCCAGCUCCUGAAAGUGAUACUUACCAACAUGAAGAAAAAAUGAGGCAGAAAAUCAAAGAAGUAGAGGAAAAACAACCAGAAGUCAGAACAGGAUUCAUUGCAUCUUUUUUAGAUUUCCUAAAAUCUGGACCCAAACAACAGUUUUCAGUUCCUGCUGUGCGUGUGCCCAGUCGUGUCAGGAGGCCUGUUACCCCAAUUCUUAGAUCACCAUGUCCACAUCCACUUUCAAAAUCCCAAGCACCAGCAGCACCAGCGUCUCUUGAGGAAAGCAUUCAAAGUUCAAACAAAAAGGGUAGUGAAGAACUGAAGAGAAAUUCAGAAGCAUUACCCUCAUUUUCUUCUGAUGAAGAUUCAGUAGGCGGUAACCAGGAUCUUCAGAAGAGCAUUUCAUCUGCAUUGUCAACUUUGACUGAUGAUUCUGAUAAAAAGAAAAAGCCAGGCAUGGAGAAAACUGUUUCUAAAACUAAGGCCGAUACUACUGUAAAGAUGGAACCUUCUAGUUCAGCUAUUAGUGUGCGAAAUGCUCAGGUGAAAACCCAUUCACCGCAACCUAAAAGAGAGAGUGUUGCUACAGAUCAGUUAGUAAAAAAACAGGCAACUGUCGCAAUAGAAGGGUAUAUUGAGGAUAACAGUGGAGACAGUGGAGGUGAAGGCAUGUAUAGAGAACGUGACGAAUUUGUAGUGAAGAUGGAAGAUAUAGAAUUACUGAAGGUUGCUUUAGAAACAGGAACAGAGCCCCCAGCCAUCUGGAAAGUUCAAAAAGCUUUGUUGCAAAAGUUUAUUCCAGAAGUGCGAGAUGGGCAGAGGGAAUUUACAGCUACUAACAGUUAUCUUGGGUAUUUUGGCGAUGCAAAAUCAAAAUACAAACGGGUGUUCGUGAAGUUCAUAGAAAAUACAAACAAGAAAGAAUAUGUCAGAGUGUGUUCCAAGAAACCAAGAAAUAUAUCUGUACAGCCCACAAGAACUGUUCAUUCUAAGCCAAGCACUAGCACCAACAAAGUUUCUGAUCCCCCGGCACCAAAAACCACAACAACAACAACAACAACAACAAAAGCUUCUUCAGUAAAGCCCAAAGCUAAACAGCCAAAGAUAAAGGCUGAGCCACCACCAAAGAAACGGAAAACAUGGAAGGAAGAAUUGCCUGCUAGUCCUCAACUCCAGAGCGAUGAGGAAGGUAAACCCCAGCAUCCCAAAAAUACUGCAACUCCGGCUCCUGUUGUUGCUCGUUUUUUGAACACUAGAGCUAUGAAGGAAACAUUCAGAAGUUAUAUGGAAUUGCUUGUUAGCAUCGCCUUGGACCCAGAUACCAUGCUGGCAUUGGAGAAGAAUAAUGAUGAGCUGCUUUUGCCACACAUGAGAAAAAUUGAUGGCAUGCUGAAUGACAAUAAAAAAACAUUGCUCUCGAAAUUACAUUUGGAGCGCUCAUUCAAGGCUGCGUUGGAAAGCUUUCCUGAACUGACUGUAAUCACCCGUGAUUCUAAAACAAAAACAGGGGUGAGUGGAGUUUCUCGAAUCAAAAUGAAUGGGAAAGCUUAUAAUAAGAAAACACUGAAGAUUUCUAAAGCACCUACAAAAUUAGCACAGGAGUUUGCAGUAGAUCCAGAAAAAAUACCAUUGUGUUCUCUGUAUCAUUCACUCCAUCAUUACAAAUAUCACAUGUUUCUGAGGUGUAAAGUACAGAUCUCUUCUGUUCAAAAGAAGAACGCAGAUCUUGGCCAGGAGGAGAUUGUACAGCAGUGUAUGAAAAAUAUAAAAUGGGUUGAAGACCUCUUUGAGAAGUUUGGUGAACUUUUGAAUCAUGUACAGCAGAAAUGUUCCUAGCAAACUUUGUCCUCAACUUCACUUUCUUUUUCUUUUUUUUUGGUCACACUCAGCAACAAGAACUGAAAGGUCAGAGAAACUCUGCUUAGAGGGAUCAUGCCAGACUCAAUUCUAAGUCAGAAGAAUUUGUGUUUUUGGUUCAUGGGCUUAUGAUAUGGAAAAAUUAUGCUGCCGUGCACAUGAAAAUACAAAGGAACCUCACUGCAUUUUUAAUCUGAGGAAUGAUUUUUUUUCAAUUUUGUAAACUCUUAUAUUGAAAUAACUUAGGUUUAUUUUUGACAAAUGAUCAGAGCAUGCACAAAUAUAUAUAUUUUUGGCUGUGACAAGAAUAACAAAAUAUCAUGGCAUUUUUUGAUUCUGAACACUAGGAAGAGUCUGGAUGAUUAAUAUUUACCUUUGUCUGGCUUACCGAGUAGAGUCUUGGACAUUUUGCAAACAGAGCUAGUAUGACAUGAUAUUCUCUAUAUGAAUAAUUGCCAUCACAAAUUCUGCUUUAUGGACUACUUUAUUGCUGUUAUGUUCAGGAGGCUGGACAUGGAGUUGGUGCAAUCCUAUGACUGUGUCAAAUAUUGUAAUGAAAAACAAUGACCUUAACUAUUUUCCCUGCAGUUUUUUGGGAGAAAACCCUUUUCCUUUAUACAGUACUUCCCACCCCCCUCCUUUAGAAGAAAAUCAAUUGUACAUUUUAUCUCACUAAUAGUUGUAUUUUUCACAAAGAAAAAUGAUGGCUUAUAUUUGUUUUAUGUAUCUUUGUAAUACACUUCCUAAGGUUUUCAGUGAACCCUGUUCAUUUUAUAUAUUAAUUUCAUAUUGUAAACUAUGUUAUCUUGAGAUAAUGCUUUUGUUUAUACAGGUUUGCUUCAGUGUUAACCAGGAAUAAGACAUACUAGACUUUAUAAGUUUUCUUUAUAAGUAUAGUUGUGUUUAAACACUGCAUUUUAUUUUCUAAUACAUGACAAUUCUUACUACAUGAUUUGAUAAAUUGAAAGGUUCAGUGAACAGCUACUGUGUUUAUCUUCUGGACAAUAGGGAUUGGUGACUGAAUAAAAUAUAUGCAGUGUUGAACACAGCUGACAGUGAUUUUUUAUUUUAUUUUUAGAGCAGGUAAUGGCAGAACUGUUUGCUUCCUGGUGCCUUUUUGAAAUCAUUACACAUAAUUGUGUAGCUGCCUUUCUAUAAUAGGACCAGUAGUCCCAGACGACAAAUAUAUUCAGCUCAAAUCAGUAGGAAACUUUCUUUAUUUGCCAACAGAAUGCCUUACCUCAAUCCCUAAUUCAAAAUGUAUAAGUCUUCUGCUUGGGUUUGUGAAUAGCCUGAACAUAUUGUACAUGUAUCAGAUAACAUGUAGAAAUAAUUCAUUUGUCUUUUCACUGCCACUUAGUGCCUUAAUUUCAGCCAAGAAGAAAGCAGGUCUCCUUAAUCUCUAGCCAACCAGGAUAUUCUUGUAUGUAGCAUGGUGUCUUUUCUUUAGUUGUACAUAUAUGUUCAUUGCACCUUAGGUUUGUAAAGUAUAAUGAAGGGCUGUGAUUACAAGCAAUUAAACUAGGAUUUCAAAGUUAUCAAAGGAUGUUUUCAAUUGUGAUGUGUCUGUUAUGAUAAUAGACAAUAUCUGUAUUUACAAAAGAUUUGUUUUCUAUGUUGGAUGUGGUACUCUUCAUUUCAUUUAUAUUGAGGGGAAGGAAAAAAGUCAAUGAAAACUUUGAUAAAUUUCCAUAUUGGUGUUUGUCUUGCACUUUCCUUGUACUCUACUUGCCUUGAAAAAGCCAUUGCUAUGGCUGAACGUCUACUUGGAGGAGUGGGCAAUAUAUGGCCUCCCAGGUGUUGCAUUGCAAGGCCAUCAACCCUAGCCGGCAUAGCCAACAGUGAGAUAUAAUAAGGUUUGCAGUCCAACAAGGUUUGCAGGUCAGAGUUGCCCAUCCAUUUUACUGGUUUUGUAGGAAAUAUGAUGGUCUGGAACAUAAAUAGGAAAUGUAUAUGUAGGUAUGUUUCUACAUAUGCAUGGCACUCCUGGUAUUAUUUGACAGCAACUCCUGUCAUAAAAUCCCUAGUCCUAUACAGUGUGUAGGGCUGCAUCUUGGUUCUCAGCUAAAAAUGACUGAGGGUUACAUCUGUGUGUAGGGAAGAAGUCAAUACUACUAAAACUAUUGUGGAAGCCUCAACAUGAAUACACCUUAACUUUCUACUCUUAUGUGUGACAUACUUCUGAGUUGACAUGUAAGCUGUGUGUCAGAGGAUAUCAGAAAGUUUUGUAACGGAGAUGGAAUAUUCUUUGUUUUAUAUCAUUCAAAUAACCGUAGUCAUUCAUAGGAGGGUAUAGAAAAGUAUUUUGGAAUUAAAACACUAAAGAAGAGUCAAACACUGAUGGUUCAUAAAUAUAAACCCCAACAUUUUUCUACAACAAAUUCCCAUUCAUCUCAACACUAGUUAAUGUAUACAGCAGACUUGGAGCGUAUGAAGAGUUAAUAUUUCUAUAUAAAAUAAGCUAUAACAUGGUCCUUACAUAAAAAGAAAUCAAAGGAUACAAGUAAGUGUCUAGUGUUCCUCUUUAAAGAAACGAAGUUAAACUUUCACAGGUCUGUCAUUUCAAGAAAGCCCCAAAUAUAGAUUCUUAAUUAUUAAUGUUUUGAGAAACAUUCUACUUUUAACUAAACAAAGAACCAGGGAUUGUGUUCUGCAUAAAUCGUAGUUUUUAGGAUGCAGUCCUACAACUUCUUAAGAGUAAGCAUCACUGAAAUCAUUGGUACUUAUUUUCUGAUUAGACAUGUAUAGGAUUGUGCUGUGUCAGCAUGUUCUUUCGUUUAGAAGUGUGAGUAGAAAGCAACCAAAGUAGUGUAGUGUUUUGAGCACUGGAUUACGUCUCUGGGCAUUAGGGGUCGAAUCCCUGCUUAGCCAAGGAAACUCAGUGGGUGAUCUUCAGCAAGUAAAACUAUUUCAGCCUCAGAGGAAGUUAAAUCUUGCCAAGGGAAACCCGUGAUAAGUGAGAAACAAUAUCAGCAGGUGGUAACUUUAUCAAGAGAAGGAGAUGUAAGGAGCACCUUGGGAUUACAGAGUAGAAAGUGUGAGUAGAAAGCAACCAAAGUAGUGUAGUGUUUUGAGCACUGGAUUACGUCUCUGGGCAUUAGGGGUCGAAUCCCUGCUUAGCCAAGGAAACUCAGUGGGUGAUCUUCGGCAAGUAAAACUAUUUCAGCCUCAGAGGAAGUUAAAUCUUGCCAAGGGAAACUCGUGAUAAGUGAGAAACAAUAUCAGCAGGUGGUAACUUUAUCAAGAGAAGGAGAUGUAAGGAGCACCUUGGGAUUACAGAUGUACAGCACAAACAUGUAUUGACCUAGACUUUCUUUCUCACAGAACAUUCACACUGCCUUGUUUCCUCAGUGUGAUUCACAAACAUAUCUCCUGACCAAAUUAUUUGGAGAUAUGUUUUAGAUGAUACUGUCUAUGCAGGGCACUGAAGAUCUUGACCUUCCUCACUAUAUUUGAAAAUAUUAAUACUUUGCUUGGCAGUUUAUUAUGAAAAAGGUUGGUGAUGAUGAUACAACAACAUUUCAAGCACAAUCUACAAGCAUGGACAUUUUAAUUGAAAAGACUAAUAAGCUUGUAGGGAACCAUACAAUUCCACUGAAAAGCCAAAAUACAGGAAUUUUAGGGAAACGUAGUGUCAUGUGAGUAAAAUAAAAUGUCAACAAAUGAAAAGGCAAAAUUCCUAAACUGGAUGUUGUGGAGUAAACAAUCCUACUUAGGAAUGUUGUUCACAAUAUCUGUUUUCUCAGUAUGUACAAUGCAGCAAUGCAGGAGGUCUUUUUCCUAAAAUAACUAUCCUAAAGAUAUGAAAUAUCAACUUCAAAAAUGAAUCAGUAUAUGGAAAAAUCUAUAUUAUAAUGAUAAAUACAAUGUGCAUUAGUAUCAGUACUAUGUACCAUAUAUGGCAUUUAUUUACCAUUAUAGUGUGAUUUUUUUCUAUAGGUUGGGUUUUGAAGUUGAUGUUCCUUAUCUUUAGGACAGUCACAUAGAGGUUGCUUGUUAAUUAUGUAGUGUAAUUCCCCAUUUUCUUCCAAGAAGCUAUACAUAAUAUUUUUUAAUUGUGCUGGAGGUCCUUUGCAAAAUAAUCUUCACAUGCAAAGAGGUGUCUCCCUUUAUGUUUCUAGACUGCAUCUCCCAUCAGCCCUACUUGGCAAAGCUUCUGGCUAUAUGAUUGAUUUGAGUCAAUUCUAAAAUAUUAUUUACCUGGAAGUUUUAUCUUUUUUUCCUUUUGUUUUAAGUAAUAUAUAUUACAAAGGAAACUCAAAAUGUCUUCCAAUAAACAGUCUUCAUAGAGGAUAUGUAUUUUAAAUAUUUUAAAUUUUACAAAUAUUUAAUUUAAAAACGAACAAGCCAAAACAUUUAAGGAAGUUGGAGAUCAAUGUACAGAUAACAAUUCAAUAUUUUGCAUCAUCCACUAACAUACUUUUUGUAUAUUAUUAUACAGUGCACAUCCUAUAUAUAACCUAUUUAAGUUAAUGUUCACAAAUGCAUGUUAAUACCUCUCUUCUAUAUAAUGCAAAAAAAUAAGUCUGGGAUUAAUCAGAGAUGCUUUUUAGUCCCAUUUUCAGGUGGUCCACAAUAAAUGUAUAGAGUCAUGAAAAGGUCACAAUUUUUGUAUUGUUGAUUUGAUGUUACUAAACUCAUUAAAGUGAAAAUACAUUUUUCAAAA
Messenger RNA from Anolis carolinensis (green anole), 10500 nucleotides. It is a transcript of the gene qser1, whose product is annotated as glutamine and serine rich 1. Lineage: Eukaryota; Metazoa; Chordata; Lepidosauria; Squamata; Anolidae. The transcript has 13 exons. Bases 405 to 5813 code for a protein of 1802 amino acids. The record is from RefSeq and is a predicted model, not a curated record.